ACAAUACUGAAUGAACACUUAUUUUAACUUAAUAUAAUACAACAAUAAAAUCAUUGCUCCUUUAUCCCAUUCUCCAUAUCGGUCAAGCGACAUGUAUUAACUACUCUUGCAUUUUUUUGCCUAAGAUAUUGAUUAUCAAUGUCCAAUGGGAUGCCAGCACCUUUUACCGGUGCCCUGCUCCGAAAAUCAAAGUUGUCCACUUCAUGCAUCAUUAAUGUUGUUAGCCACAAUGCACGUUCCUUUUGCUCUUUAGACACACGCAAUAUCAACAUCAUACCACUCCUGGUUACUUAGACUGCAUCCGCUUUUCCCAGAGCCUUCUUCAGCACCCUUGUGAUAUCAAAAGGGUUUCCUAAAUAAAUAUCUGAUCCAGAAAACGUACUCCAACAACCAGUGAUUCAUCAGGCUAAUUUCCCACAACAAUUUGAGCCCUUUUUGUUCCUUUCUUGGACUUCACUGUUGUCCACUCAUAUUUCUCACUGACAGUACUUUACGCGCUUUCAGCUUCAAACAACACUUCUGCUUCCGCCACCUCAACCUCCGUCUGUCCUACUUCCGGUUCCUGUUCCCGCCACAUAACACGCAAAACAAAAAAAGACAGAACAACCAAAGGGAUUCCACAAAGAAAUAACAAAGAGGAAAAAUAAAUAAAAACAAAUCCACAUUAUAUCAAAUUAAAUACAGAAAUGUAGCGAAUAGAAUUUUUGAGACAUUUUGUUUUGCAUACGUUUUAAUGAUUCUAAAUAAUUGUCCAAAUCGUGGUUUUUUUUAAAGGGCCUUUUCUUCAUAGAUUUUUAUUUGUGAAUGAACAGUUUUCCCACAAAAUAAAGAGAUUUAUGACAUAAUGACGUUCAAUUGUGUAAUCAGUGUAGUGAAAUAAUAUGUCAAACUUGUAUGCAUUUUGCUACCAAAAUAUCGUUUCACAUCAGUCCAGAACACCUCGUUAUGUAAACAAUUGCAAAAUAAGUGUUCAGAUUCAGUUUGUAGUUCACAAAAACUGCAUUCACUGGCAACAUCGAGUAUAUACAUUAUUUAGAAAUCAAGCUAUUAUACAGGUAGAUUCUAUGGAUAAUCUUACAUUUAUGGUCACCAUAAAUGUAUGUUGAGUGGUGAGCCAUCAAACGAUGUUACCAUCAAACGAUGAAGGCCAACAGAAUAUAGCAGAAGGAAUAGAAUUUCCGUAGAAAAUAUCCCUUAAUAACCGAUUAUUGAAUUUCUUAUCUAGUAAACCUAUGCCAUUCACCGGGAUAUCGCUUACAAUAGGAGAUUUUCCAGAACAUGCUUUAUUCUGUAGUAAAGAUUUUAUCCCACUAGGUAUAGCUGUUUCUUUCAAUUAAUGCUCUCUGUGUUAACAUAUUCCCACUAAUACUAACUACUUAGCUGACUAGGACAAUGUUUUGGUAUCGCCCCAUUAUUCCAUAUAAAACAUUUAUGAGGUGAAAAAGUUGUGUUUGUACCACAAAGCCCAGCACAUUAAAAGACUGCUUGUGAAAAAACGCCAAUUUCACAGGACCACAGUUGCUGCAAUUAACCAUCAGCAGCUACACGUCUGCGUGGUAACGCCUGAGCUAACUGCGCCUGCGCUGCCCGGAAAUGCGGAAGAUGACUUGUCACUGUUGUUGAAGCUGUCAGGCACGUGAGCUGCACUGUGCAACGUCGUCUUGAGUGCAAGCAGGCGAUAUGGCGGCUGAUACUCCUCCCAAGGUUUUAUUUGAACAUGAAGGUGUUUUCAUACACUCGAACGAAGACGGCGAAGAGCCAGAUCUCCUUGUUUCUGGAUUCCUACGGCUCAUUGAUAAGGAUGGUGAAACUAUCGUGGAAUACAAACCUUUGGAGGACACUGUUGAUCCUUCCAACAUGUUGUGUGCUGGCAAGGAUUCCAGCUCGGUGAUGGAGUGGGCCCAGUGUCCCGGGGAGGAGAGGUCGACUCCUCAGCAGGCGGUGGUAGAGCAGCAGCAGAGCUACGAGACUGAUUGGGACAUGAUCAACGCAGUCUCCUUUCCUAAGAGGAAACCCUGCUCCAACGGAGAGGGUGCAUUGAACCACACGCAUGAGAAAAGCAAGUGGGCCUUCACCUUCAGUGUGUGGGACCUGAGGUCUAUCACAGUGAAGGAGGAGGGCUCGUCCCGCCUGAUGUUCAGACUGAAGGAGCCCCCCACCUCCCUGCCAGUUCUCCACUUCCACCAAGGGGGUAGUGAAGACUUCCUGGACUGCUUGAGGAGAUAUGCGUUGAUCACUGAGGCCCCGGAUGAUGAGACCUGCCUGCUGGUCAGCACUCCCAACAGAGCUCUGUCUCAGUCCUUCGAGAACCUUCUGGAUGACAACAACUACGGCCUUGUUACUAAGCUCAAGAAUGAUCCGUACGUGACGACCCUGGGGGGCUUCUCCAAGGUCACCAACUACAUCUUCGAUGCGUUCCGUGGCCCAGAGCUGGAGCAGCAGCAGCGUCCCCCGGAGGAGAUGGCUGACCUGGACAUCCUGGGACUGGGAGAGGUCAUCCCUGGCCUGGAGAUCAACCAGCAGGAGGAGCCGGGCUUCGAGGUCAUCACCAGGAUCGACCUGGGAGCAAGGCCAGAGGUGACGAGGAGGCAGCCACUGUCUGCAGAGGACUGGGCUGAGCACCAGGAGAAGGGAGGAAGGAUGAAAAAUGUCCCUCACCUCAAGAAAAUAAUAUUCAAAGGGGGCUUGUGCCAUGCGGUGAGGAAAGAGGCCUGGAAGUUUCUGCUGGGGUAUUACCCCUGGGACAGCACCUACGAGGAGAGGAAAGGCCUACAGAGGAGGAAAACGGAUGAGUACUUCAGGAUGAAGCUCCAGUGGAAGUCGGUGAGUGAGGAGCAGGAGAGGAAGAACUCCAGGUUAAGAGACUUCAGGAGCCUGAUAGAGAAGGAUGUGAACAGAACAGACCGAACCAACAGGUUUUAUGAGGGCAUAGACAACCCAGGCCUGGUGUUACUCCACGACAUCCUGAUGACGUAUUGCAUGUAUGAUUUUGAUCUGGGGUAUGUCCAGGGAAUGAGUGACCUCCUCUCCCCGAUCCUCUAUGUGAUGGAGAAUGAGGUGGAUGCCUUCUGGUGUUUUGUCUCCUUCAUGGAUCAUAUGCACCAGAACUUUGAGGAGCAGAUGCAGGGCAUGAAGACACAACUGAUCCAGCUCAGUACUCUGUUGAGGCUGCUGGACCUGGCCUUCUGGAACUACCUUGAGUCGCAGGAUUCAGGUUACAUGUAUUUCUGUUUCCGGUGGUUACUGAUCCGCUUCAAGAGGGAGCUCAGUUAUCCAGAUGUUCUUCGUAUGUGGGAGGUCAUGUGGACUGGCUUGCCUUGCCAAAACUUCCAUUUGCUGGUGUGCUGUGCCAUCCUAGACUCAGAGAAACGGAAAAUAAUGGAGGAAAACUUUGGCUUCAAUGAGAUACUCAAGCACAUCAAUGAACUCUCAAUGAAACUGGACAUUGAAGAAAUCCUUCACAAAUCAGAGGCUAUUUGUAUGCAGAUCAGAAGUUGUAAGGAUUUGCCUCAUUCAAUAAUUGAGAUCCUGGGAUUCAACACAGAAAGCGAACUUCCCAGAUUAGAAGGGCGGGAGUUUGGGACUCUUGAUUCUCCUCAGUCCCCCAGACCCACACAGAGACAGGAGGUCUUCUCUAAUGGUCACAAUGGACAUUACAGAGAACCCCUUCAAAACGGCUGCAAGGUCACUUUCAUAUCAUAGUGAACAAUAUCAUUCACACAGAGACUUUGCGAUGUCCACAUACCAGAAUGAGUAUUUUGGAUUCAGUUAUUGGAUAAUUUGUUAACUGAAGCAAGCUUAUCAAAGCCCUUAUAUGAAGAGAAAAUAAUGUAAAAAGGAUUUAAAGUUAUUAUUUUUGUAAUUUCUUGUACCAUAUUGUCUUUCAUUUAAAUAAGUCAUUCCUCCUUGCUAAGGUUUUUUUUGUAAAGACUGGCAAGGUGAGUUUAAUUUGUAAAGUAAUAAUAUGCUGUUUUUAUUUCAGCUAUAACCUUUUCCUGAAUCACGGACACAAGUAUUAAUUGUUUGUUUGAUUGAUUUAUGUUUUAAAAACAAACAAUUACUUUUAUCAAGAUCAAGCCAGAUAUCAAUUUGGUAGUAAAUGACAAAAGUGCUGUAAAAUGUUUUGUCUUAAUGCUCUGUCACAAUAAUACCCUUUUCAAAUUGAAAAUGUGAAGAAGAAAGCUCAAACAUCUCCCUGAAUAAAAAUUUAAAAAUAAAGCCUUUAAUGAUGUA
This is a messenger RNA of Oncorhynchus mykiss (rainbow trout), 4233 nucleotides long. RefSeq names its product TBC1 domain family member 15. NCBI's taxonomy places the organism in Eukaryota, Metazoa, Chordata, Actinopteri, Salmoniformes, Salmonidae. Gene Ontology annotation, biological process: activation of GTPase activity. Gene Ontology annotation, molecular function: GTPase activator activity. The record is from RefSeq and is a predicted model, not a curated record.